Messenger RNA from Solanum dulcamara, 1530 nucleotides. RefSeq lists its product as uncharacterized. Bases 419 to 1486 code for a protein of 355 amino acids. The transcript has a single exon. The record is from RefSeq and is a predicted model, not a curated record. Lineage: Eukaryota; Viridiplantae; Streptophyta; Magnoliopsida; Solanales; Solanaceae.
ACUAAUUCUUUACGUAAUUCCAAUAAUCGAAAUUAUCUACAGUCUUUUUGUAAUCUCACUUUCACUUUUUUUGAAUCUUCUUCCUCUCCCUUCACGUUAUCCUCUCCCCUUCUUUCACUUCCUCUGCAUAAACUUCGUGUAUAGCACCUUCUUCGUCUCCUCUUAACAUUAAUCACCUUUUUUCACUUCUUUUUUCAUUUGUAUCUCUGUUUUUCUCGUGUGCACUACUCGUUUUUUAACAAAGCAGAGCAGUUUAAUUGAAUAUAUAUACAUAGUACCUUCAUUACCCCUGUUGUUGGAUCAGUCUCUUUGUGUAGUGUUAUUCGUUCACUCUUUGAUUAUUGAAUCGGAGAUAUGCAGAUCUGAAAUGGGAUUUCAGAUUUUAAUUACUUUGUGGGUUUUGAGGAAAGGGUGAGAAAUGGAAGCUGCUAAUUUCACUGGAUUGAGUCCGAGAUUGAAUUCAAUUUCCUUGGAAAAGGAUAAAAAUGAUAAUGACCCAGAUUUUGAAAAUUCCCAAUUGGAGAAUAGGCAUUUUCAUUCUAUGGAUGCGUUGGAGAUUUUGAGAGAAACUGUAAGGAUUCUUCGGUAUAAUCCGAUCGGAUUUUUGUCAAUUGCUGCAUUGUUAAUUUGCCCGGUUUCUGCUGUUCUUUUAUCUAAUAUCUUAGUUGAUCAGUACGUUGUGAAGAAAUUGAUGAUUAGGUUAUUGCUUUUGGUUAAAUCUAGUGGGCUUCCACUCAAGCCUUUUAUCAAACAGUCUUGUCAAAAGUUCUCCGAAAUGGUGAUUUCAGCUGUGAUGUGUUUUCCAUUAUAUGUUAGUUUGUUGCUUUUGUCUAAAGCUGCUAUAGUGUAUUCUGUUGAUUGCACUUACUCAAGGAAGAAUUUCGACUCGAAAAAGUUUUAUAUUAUUGUCACAAAGAAUUGGAAGCGUAUUGUGGUGACUUAUAUGUGGGUAAGUAUGGUGAUUACUGGUUGUCUUACGUUAUUUCUUGUGCUUCUGGUGGCGGUGAGCAGCGCCUUCUCUGUAAUUGGGUUCCCUCCUGACUUGAUUUUGUAUCCCGCGAUGAUAGUUGGGAUUAUUUUCUCUAUAAUUUUAGCAAAUGCUAUGAUAAUUUGCAAUAUUGCUAUUGUGAUAUCUGUUUUGGAGGAUGAUUCUGGACCGGAGGCGUUGCUUAGGUCUAGUUCUCUUAUCAAGGGGCAAACACAAAUUGGGUUAUUGAUAUUUCUGGGAUCAACUAUUGGGAUGACAUUUGUGGAGGGAUUGUUUGAGCAUAGAGUGAAGAUAUUAAGCAAUGGAAACGAAUCUUCAAGAAGAUGGGAAGGGCCUCUCUUGGUAAUACUGUAUUCAUUUGUGAUGCUUAUUGAUUGCAUGAUGAGUAGUGUUUUUUACUUCAGUUGUAAAUCAUAUAGAAUGGAAGCUUCAAAUGAAGAAACUUUACCUGUAUUAGAAACCUUGACGAUUUCUUCAGCAUUAGCGGAAGUCCAAUAACAACAUGUUUGAAAGUACGUCUUGUAAAGAGAGAUUUAUCUAAA